UUUAGGAUGGAUCCCUCAUUUGUGUACGCCGAUAAAGAGUUUAGGGAAACUGUAAAGCGACAGUGGGCUGAAAUGAGAUAUUUUUACAACAAAAACAGUGAUUUGGCUACUGAUAACGAUUAUGAUGAUGAUGACAAAGCUUCCGACGACGACGUUAAGACGUUUGUGAAUCUCGUGAAGCAGCGCAUGUCGACGACCACUGCCCAUGGUAUUCCGCAAAUCACAAGUGCCAAGACAACCCGGAGAAAGUUUUCAUGGGUACUUUUGUUCUGCUUUGCCGUUGGAAUGUUUUUCUGGCAAACACAAGAGCUGUUGAUUCAAUACUUUAAUUAUGAUUUUGACACGACUGUUGAAAUUAAAUUCAGUCCAAGGUUAGACUUUCCCGCGAUAACCAUCUGUAAUAUAAAUCCAGUAAAGAAUGAUCGCCUGCAAGAAUCAAAUGUUACUGAUCUUAGGCAGAAAUUUGACCCGACGUAUGUUAGCCAUGACAUAAAUACAACAAGUGCACUAAGACAGGAACGCAAUGCUGAUGACGAACCUCAAUAUGAAGGUUCUGAUGAAUCAACAAAACAGCAACCAACGAAUUGGAACGACUGGAAUAAGUUAUUGGAAAACAAGACAGCAUUUUAUUCACUACCGACAACGAUAGCAUCAGAACAGGCAACACUAGUACGUAUACUGUCGGACAUGACUAACGGAGAACGGGAGUAUUUAGGACACCAACUGAACGACCUUCUAGUCAAUUGCUCGUGGAUUGGCUACCCAUGCUCACCACAAAAUUUCAGCAGAUUCCUGGAUCCGUUACAUGGUAAUUGCUAUACAUUCAAUCCACUUAAUGCGUCAUACGCAGGAGGAGAAUACAAGACCACGUCAUUCGCAGGACCAACUUACGGCCUAACAAUGACAAUUUUUAUUGAGCAGAAUCGAUAUCUCCCUAUGAUAUCUAGUAGUGGAAUACGUCUCCAUGUGCAUUCACAAAAGAAUAUGCCAUUUCCAGAAGAUGAAGGCCUACAAAUUCCACCUGGCUACCACACAUCGGUUUCAAUUACAAAGUCGGUUACCAAACGAAUUGGCAGUCCAUACAACACUUGUGUUAAGGAUUCAGAUGAAAGUUUUCAUAAUAUAUAUUCCGACCUAUAUGGAGUAUCUUACUCAGUACAGACUUGUACGAAAAGUUGCUAUCAAGAGAAAGUAGUUGAAAGGUGCGGAUGUUUUGAUUCUAAUUACCCAUUCCGAGGCGGCAUCGGACCUUGCAGAUAUGGAAUAAAAAACGAUAGUGCAUGUUUGUCUAAAGUUAGUGCUGACUAUAAAAACAGUUUAUUCCAUUGCGACUGCCCUCAACCAUGCAAUGUAGAUGAAUUUAAAGUAUCUACGUCUUUUUCAUAUUGGCCAACACCAAACUACAAGAACGACUUGCUGGGACUACUAAACGUAUCGUCUCCAAACUUACAUGAUAUAGUAAUGAAGGAUGAAAAAGACAUGCGCACAUUAAGAGAGAAUCUGCUACUUCUGGAUAUAUACUACGCCAAUUUAAAUUAUGAUUUCAUACAAGAAUCUGCCGUGUAUUCAAGAUCUGACCUAGCAAGCGGACUUGGAGGUACAGUGGGCUUAUGGAUAGGGGUUUCGGUCCUGACUGUGUUUGAGGCAAUAGAGUUUAUUUACGAUGCUGCAUAUCUUCUUGUGACAAAAGUAUGCAUCAGAAAAAAAUCCAAAUCCAAAUUACCGAAGAGAGGUGCAGAAUCUACGGUUAACAACACUUCCGAGAUCGUGGCUUCAAAAAUAGACAGGCGUUUUAUACCGGUUGUUAAGCCGUAUGGAGAAGCAAUAUUUAAUUAACAGUCCCUGUAUUCGCUACCGUUUGAAUA
Anneissia japonica is the source of this 1865-nucleotide messenger RNA. RefSeq names its product amiloride-sensitive sodium channel subunit alpha-like. Gene Ontology annotation, cellular component: membrane. The record is from RefSeq and is a predicted model, not a curated record. Lineage: Eukaryota; Metazoa; Echinodermata; Crinoidea; Comatulida; Comatulidae. The transcript is spliced from 11 exons. Gene Ontology annotation, biological process: sodium ion transmembrane transport. Gene Ontology annotation, molecular function: ligand-gated sodium channel activity. Bases 7 to 1836 code for a protein of 609 amino acids.